AUGUUUCGACGCAGUACUUUCAAUUUUGAUAAUGGGUCCGCGGUUACGGGUGGUCCUGUGCAAGGUUUGCACAGUGGUCUACGAAGCAUGAUUCAGCCUUGUAUAGCGGAAAAUGUGUUACGGGAAACGGCGGAGAUCCGGCGGAGAAUGGCCGCUGUGGUAGAAAUGGACACAAUUGAUGGCAAGCCAGCCUACGAGCCGUCACUUCCGCGUCAGUGGGUAAAAGCGCCUCUCUCACGUCUAUCGACAUCCGCAUCCCGCCGAGACUGGUUUCGGCUCAUGCAGUUUAAUAUGAUGACCGACGCGUGGAGCCCGGGAGGAAAUGCAAACGCCACAACGACACCGGUUCACGGUGUGCAGGCACGUGUGCCGGGCUUCACGCGAACUGGGGCGGAUCCGGAUGCGUAUUACCCGUAUGACCCUUCUGUCGACAAGGAGCUGCCGCCCUUCCUUCAACCAGACUUCCGGCGAGCGUAUUUGGUAAACGAGAUAAGAUAUUAUGAUCCGGACAUUGUUUGUCUGCAGGAGGUGAACCGCGUGUUUUUUAAUGAUGUGCUGUGGAAGUAUAUCCGGUACUGCGGGUAUGGCACCUUGUACCAGUCGAGCCGAGGUUACAAAGUUCGAGCACUACGUCGAGGUGACAACCCACUGCUGCCGCGACACAAGGGCAAGAUUGAAGAAGCGGAAGAUAUUGGAAAUGUGGUGUUAUUUCACAAGGGACGUUUUGUGCCCAUUCUCAUGCCUGGAAAGGAUUUGGUGCAAAAUCUACACUUUGCCCAUGUUGUCGCCAUGCGAGACAAGAUAACCAACAUGACACUGAACGUCGUCUGCGUUCAAUAUACCGCCGGAGAAUCGGAGGAGGCAGUAAAAAUUCGUUUGCAUGAGGCACGACAAACACUGCAGGUUCUUGAUGCUCUGAAUCGCAAUGACACCGACCGUGCACACAUGUCUAAUGCGAUUUGUGGCGAUUUUAAUAACGUUCAUGACGAAGAAGCCUGUGUGCAGUUGAUGCGAGAGCGCUUCUUUUCUAUGCACGAUGUUGUAGGGGGACCUCGAUGGACCACGUGGUUUCACGAAGAUGCGCAGACCUCUGCCAAGUAUCAGAAGUACUAUGCACGCAACCGUGACUGCUUUGAGGAAACCGACGCCUCAAAGCGGGCAGAACGCGAAGUGGCCAAAUACACGAGAAGACCGAUCGGCGGUCAAAACGGUGAUGGGAAAAUGGUGUCAGCAAUCAACUCGGAGGCGGAGAAGGCACCGUGCGAUGCUAAACCUGCCGUGGGGCAAGAGGACGACUGUGAAACGCAGAAAAAAGAGGGGAAUGAAGCGACGGCGAUGAUGGUGGAAGAGGAGCGGCAGGACGCGCUGGCAUUGCGAAAACAAACCCUGAAAGCGAGUGGCAUCAUUUAUCGCACGCAGGACUUCGUUUUCUACGAACCCCAGACACUAGCACUCCAUCAGGUGUUGGAUGUGCCAGAGGAAACGCACAUCAACGAACAGCAGUUGUUGCCGUGUGGCAAACAUCCAUCGCACCAUAUUCAUCUUGUGGCGGAUGUCUCAUUCACGGAUGUGUUUCCGGAUGUCGCCCUGAAAUCCCUAAAAGACUAG
This is a messenger RNA of Trypanosoma cruzi, 1608 nucleotides long. RefSeq lists its product as uncharacterized. The coding region runs from base 1 to 1608 and encodes 535 amino acids. Lineage: Eukaryota; Euglenozoa; Kinetoplastea; Trypanosomatida; Trypanosomatidae. Gene Ontology annotation, molecular function: 3'-5'-RNA exonuclease activity. The record is from RefSeq and is a predicted model, not a curated record. The transcript has a single exon.